Messenger RNA from Colletotrichum navitas, 1574 nucleotides. RefSeq names its product RING-like domain-containing protein. NCBI's taxonomy places the organism in Eukaryota, Fungi, Ascomycota, Sordariomycetes, Glomerellales, Glomerellaceae. Gene Ontology annotation, biological process: double-strand break repair via homologous recombination. Gene Ontology annotation, molecular function: ubiquitin-protein transferase activity. The coding region runs from base 268 to 1254 and encodes 328 amino acids. Gene Ontology annotation, cellular component: nucleus; Smc5-Smc6 complex. The record is from RefSeq and is a predicted model, not a curated record. The transcript has a single exon.
GUAGGGAGGAGCCACCUGUGGCUGCGUUCCUAUGGGUGCUCGAUCAUGGUCAAUUAAGCAUGCACCAGCGGGACGCGUCAAAGGCGCGUCGAAAGCUUCCCCGCGAUAUAACUUGUUCGACAAACACCCCGACAACUUAGCAGUGCUACAAAAGAACGAUUCCGAUAGCCCUAGACGGUUUCUUGCAUAUUGUACCUCUUAUUCAAUCCCUUCCAGACUGCAUACGAACCCUUUAUCCGGGUCGAUGCUCCGCACUACACCGCCAACAUGAACAUUGUUCCACCGCACUAUAAUGAUGGCAACAGAGCCUUCCUGCAAGCCUUCUUGGCUCGCGGGACCCUCACAUUCGAGGAGGCGCAGACCAUUCUUGCAGAGAUAUUCACAAUCGAAGCCGAAGAUGGCGAACCGGUCACCACCGAACAGGUCACUCAGCAGGAUUUCGAAUCUUUCCUGCAAGCAGCCGCUGAAGCCGUUUCUUUCUUCGACUACGAGAUCCGAAGCGCUGCCCACCAAGUCUCCAAGAAGCGUGUCUAUGCUCUCGUCAACACGGCUUCGGACCCGAUGACCCAGCUCGCGACCACAUAUAAUGCCGAACAGAUCGCCUUCAUCAAGAGACUACUCGAUGCCAUGUUCGAGACGUACAACUCCCCGCGCAUGGAGCUCAUGUGCAUCACAGAGAUGCAGGCGAUUAAGCUGGCCCGUCCCUCGCGUCAGCAGAACAACAACCGCAACGAUGUCGACGAGGAUGGAGCACCGACGCAGACGCAGUCCUCCGCGGACAAGGGGCUGAAGCACAGUGAGGUGGAAGACAUGCUGAUGAACCUGGUAAACCAGGGCUGGUUGGAAAAGUCUAGGAACGGGUUUUAUAGUCUCAGCCCCCGAGCGCUGCUCGAGCUCAGAGCGUGGCUCAUCGACUCGUACAACGACCCCGACGCGGCCGCGCAGGAGUGGCAACGCAUCAAGUUCUGCGAGGCGUGCAAGGGGAUCGUCACCGUUGGCCAAAGAUGCGGGGAGGUAGAUUGCAACGCACGCCUGCACCACAUUUGCGCCGACGCAUACUGGCGAACGCAACGCAGCCAUAAGUGCCCUAGAUGCUCAAGAGACUGGGACGGUGAACAUUACGUCGGGGAGGAAGCGCAGACCAGUACGGAGGCCUACAAGAGGGGCCGCCGUAGAAGCGGGGGCAGGAAAAGCAACGUGGCUGACGAAGAUGUGCACGAGAACGGUGAAGAAGAAGUCGAGGAUGGGGCAUGAUGAAACAUAAAGGUUUGGGACUCCAUAGCUCAACCAACCAACCAACCAACCCCUAGAUGUUGCGGGCAGUUUUCAGGAAAGAUACCCCCCGUACUGGUGGCUGAAGCAGAAGCUAGCCACUCGACCGUCUCAGACACCGAAGCUGUCGAACAAAACAAAACAUCUUUUUAAUAAUAAAAAACAGUCCUAUUCUGGAUGAACACCAUAUUUCUCCCACAUUACUAGUAGUAUACAUACAUACAUACGUUGCCUCACUGGGUCCUAGCGUCCCAACAAGAGAGGCGACGUUUUGGACCCUGGAGGGGCCUCCGAUGUGGCGG